CACAGAAACUUUGCCUGCAGAAUCAGAGACACGAACACUUGUUGUCAGCACUCAGCCUGCGUCUAGCAAGUUUGUUCUCAGCCAUCAGAUGGAGCUCUAUCCGUGUUCCUCAAGAAGACACCUCCAAGGUGACCACUCUGUAUUGCCCUCCUCUGUGCUGUUUGCUGCCGGCCUUCUAGGUAACAUCAUUGCCCUCAUCAUUCUCUGGCAACACAAGCUAAAUGUGAAGACCACAAAGAGUUCUGUUUUCUACAUACUGGUAACAGGACUCACCAUCGUCAAUCUCACGGGGAAGAUCAUUGUGUGCCCAGUUGUAAUAGCUGCCUAUUCUAAAAAUGAAACUUUAUUCCAGUUGACGGACAAUCAAAGCCUGUGCCAGUUUUUUGCCUUCUGCAUGACUUUAUUUGGCCUGGCACCCACCCUCAUCCUCUUGGCCAUGGCUGUCGACUGUUGGCUUGCCCUAGCCUAUCCGUUCACUUAUCAGAGAUACAUCACCAACAAAGUUGGGCUCCUGGUCCCUUUUGUGUUCUGUGUCUUUAGCCUGGGCUUUUGUUCGUUGCCUUUUUUUGGCAUUGGGAGGUUUGUGCAGUAUUGUCCUGGCACCUGGUGUUUUAUCGAAAUGACCAUGAGGGACUCGGCUCCUAUGGAUCGCAUGUACUCCAUUCUCUAUGGUACAAUUAUGGGACUAGUAGUAAUAGGCAUCAUUGUAUUCAAUAUGGCCAUCAUGAGAUGUCUCUAUAUAAUGUACCAAAAAAAGAACAAGAGGACCGUUGCUGGUGCCAUUGUCGGCAACAAAGGGAUGGAUGGGAGCCAAGCUCGGAUGAAGGAGAUGGACCAUCUCAUUCUGCUAGCAGUCAUGACUGUUAUAUUUGCAGUCUGCUCGCUGCCUCUGACUGCCCGGGUUUACGUUGGAGUAUUUACUGACAAGCACAACGAAUAUUACGAUCUUAUCGUUCUGAGGCUGGUCUCUAUGAACUCCGUGGUGGAUCCGUGGAUUUUUAUUAUCUGCCGAACUUCACAUUUUCACCGCCACCUUGGCGUUCUGUGUAACAAGCUGCGCGCCAAGACCGACGUGAGAGCGCAUUUUCUGCAGCAGACUGUAAGCCUCUGAUUGAAUGAACUUCACACAUGCGCAGUGUGCUCAGCUCCUUACUGAACUGUGGAUGUGUUCU
This is a messenger RNA of Nanorana parkeri, 1172 nucleotides long. RefSeq names its product prostaglandin D2 receptor-like. NCBI's taxonomy places the organism in Eukaryota, Metazoa, Chordata, Amphibia, Anura, Dicroglossidae. Bases 89 to 1111 code for a protein of 340 amino acids. Gene Ontology annotation, biological process: inflammatory response; positive regulation of cytosolic calcium ion concentration; G protein-coupled receptor signaling pathway. Gene Ontology annotation, molecular function: prostaglandin D receptor activity. Gene Ontology annotation, cellular component: plasma membrane. The record is from RefSeq and is a predicted model, not a curated record. The transcript has 2 exons.